UGCAGAUAGAGAGCAGCAUCGGUCCAACCCGCCCAGCGUCUUUAAAAUGUACGAAGACUCCUGGUACAGCUUUGUGCCGGAGUUAUCACAGCACCAGCCGGCUUUCGUAGUUCAGACUGCAGGCCACCGACGGAAGCAAUCGCUGUCGCAGCAGCCGAAUAACACGGCCGAUGAUGCCGGCGCUGUGGAACCCCUACCAACGCUCUUCGAAGAUCAGAAAGACGCCGCCUCGCCACCAGAGCCGACGCUCUCGCGGCGCGCCAAGUCAUACUCGGAUUUUUACGACAUCGUGAGGGCGCAGCUGGCCGUUCAUGCACCCAAGAAGAAGAGGAAGAGGAGGCGGAGCGACCGCAGCUGGGAGGCUUUGGCGGUCCCGGAUUCUGCGGCAGCGAGCCUGCCAGAGGAAGAGGAGGACUACAAUGGCACUUUGGGAAAGGAACUCAUACGAGCGAGCCAGCAGGAAUACUGGUUCGUGGGACAACCCGGUGCCCGCUGUCGGCCGCGUGGCCCUUUGCUGACGUCUCUCUCAAGGCUCUACCACGACGAGCUGGCCAUGACCGAGCGGCAUCUUGGCACCCUUGUGGCGGACGCCGACAAGGCUCUGAAAGUCCUCGAGUCGCUCUGCCACUCCUUCCGCGCGGUCGACGAUCAGACAAGCUCGUUCCAGGCGCAAUGCGACGGUCUCUUGGCGGAAAAGAAGCGCCUGGAAGCGCUGGCCGAGGCUGUCGGGACAGAUCUCCAAUACUACACCUACCUGGAUUCUGCCACCCGCCGCCUCAACGCACCCGGAGCCGGGCGGCUUGUCGAAGGUGGCAGCUUCGCCGAGAUCUUGUCCACUCUCGACUCUUGCAUAGAGUUCAUGACCAGAAACGUCAGUCAAUCACACCCUUCUGGGAUUACACAUGAGCGGGCUGACAUGGCACAGUCUUCAUACCGGGACGCCGAGUCGUACCUUGCUCGGUACCAAGCGCUGCUCACCAAGGCGCUUCAUCUCCUCGAGGUGGGCUUCGUCAACCACCUGAAUAAGGUAUCUACCGAAAUAUCCCGACAAGUUGGAGCGACCCAGUCGGAGUCGGCACGCCACGCUCUUGCCUACGGUCGCUUCGAGGAGAUGGUGCUCGAGUCGUAUUCGUUGAUCCCGAACGUCCAGGCCGUGGUGCGGAAGGCCUACGACCAGGACGGCCAGCCAUCCUCGACGCCCAACGCCGACAUCUACGCCAACACCGCGAACAACCUGUUCCAUUCCUACUGGGCUGCUAGGGAGCGCGAUUUCAAGCCGAUCAUUCAGCAUGACCUGGACGUCUUUAGGGCCGAAGCCAACGACUCGAUAGAGACGGCGUCGAGGAACUUUGUGAAGCAGUCCUUCGAGCGCUCCGACAGCGAAGCCACUCUCUUCCGAAACAUCUUCUCGAUCGACCCGCACUACUCCACAGACGCCCAGUCUGCGUUUGCAGUUCUCAAAUCGCAGCGUACCGUGCUCACCGGGGCGAACGUGGCCCCUAUCGCCGCGAGUCUGCAAGCGGUCCUUCAAGGCAGCGACUUGCAAACAAUCUGCAACCUCGUCGGAUGGAUUACCAGUGAGUACCUGCUCCCCGAGUACGACGAGGACGAAACACCGUUUGUGGGCCGCUGCCGAGAGCUCGCGGCCAGACUGCUCGCCGAGCACCUAUGGGCCUUCACCGACGCCGCCUUCGAGGCCGAGAUUGCCAAGUCGAUCACCCGGGCCGUCGUCCCACCGGAAGCUCUCAAGAUUGGGCCCGUCACGAACGGCGACAUGGCGUCCAACGCCUUCCCUCCCGUUAAGCGAGCUCUCGAGCUGCUCGUCCUGUUUGACCAAUCCAUGCCCAAGGAGCGAUGUCAGCGCAACAGUCCCGUGGUCUUCAGGAUUAUCAAGGAGUCCAUUGCCUCCCUCCAGCGCGCAGAAGGUCGCCUCAAAUCCGCCGCCGCCGCCGCCGCCGCCGCCGCCAAACCUAGCCCUGGCAGCACCGAUCCGGAUCUCUUCAUGAUCAAGAACCUACUCAUUUUCAAGAACGAGCUCAUGACGCUCGAGAUUGGCGACGUUCGCGGCAACCAAGCCACAUCCUCCUCGGCAUUUCUUGGCGCAGGAAGCGGCAACAUGCAGCACUUUACGCAGAUCUGGGAUACGCUCCGCCCGCACAACCUUCUCGGCGGGCUGCUCAGCAGUUUCGGGAGUUUGAGCACUUACAUCCCCGGGUCGUCGCUGUGGUCGUCUUCACCGGCGUCGGCUGCCGGUGCUGCUGGCGGGGGCCGCGUUGGGGCUCCUGCUGUCGGUGGUACCCCCAGGGUGGGUACUACCGCGCCGGUUGCCGUGGAUGAUGCGCAUGAGCAGUUGGACGGGUUGUUGAGGCAGAGUAUCGUGGCUUUUACGAGGCGGUGGGCGGGGGUACUCAACGACGCGAGGGGUGUUGGCGGCGGGAGCAGCAGCAGCAAGCUCGGGGGGAAGAAUGUGGGCAAAGUGGAGAGGGAGCUGGAGGAGACGUUGGAGAGGGCGUUUAGCGGCCAGCCGGAAGUCAUCGCCAAGCUGAAGGAGGCCGUUCAGAUUGAGGCGGAGGGGCAAGCACGGGUAUUGGGAGAGAAGAAGAGUUACGUGACUAGGGUGUGAGAGAGCGCCCAUGCUUAAAUUUAUACAACGCUGCCGAGGAUGGUUAAAUGGCUGUAAAGUCAUCUUGUUCCCUGCCAACACCGCCUGGGGCUGGGGCAAAAAAGCACGGGGUCCUGAGUGCUAGUACAGUCAUCACAGCAGCCACAGCGAUAUCGCGUGCUCAGGGCUAGUGUUUAUAUCAACCACUAAGAGAGGGUGGAUCAAACGGCUAUCUCGACUCGCCUGUUUUCCAACCCUAGGGCCCUGCUCCCAGCUUGGAACGGAAGAGAUGUUCCAGUACGGAUCCACGAGUUUUAUCUGCGGU
Molecule: messenger RNA, 2927 nt
Organism: Thermothelomyces thermophilus ATCC 42464
Lineage: Eukaryota; Fungi; Ascomycota; Sordariomycetes; Sordariales; Chaetomiaceae
Exons: 3
Coding region: 47-2623 (858 amino acids)
Biological process (GO): Golgi organization; cytoplasm to vacuole targeting by the Cvt pathway; intra-Golgi vesicle-mediated transport
Cellular component (GO): cis-Golgi network; COG complex; membrane
Source: RefSeq, a predicted model, not a curated record